This is a messenger RNA of Thunnus maccoyii (southern bluefin tuna), 1287 nucleotides long. RefSeq names its product homeobox protein CHOX-CAD-like. Gene Ontology annotation, biological process: anterior/posterior axis specification; regulation of transcription by RNA polymerase II; embryo development. Gene Ontology annotation, molecular function: RNA polymerase II transcription regulatory region sequence-specific DNA binding; DNA-binding transcription factor activity, RNA polymerase II-specific. The transcript has 3 exons. Gene Ontology annotation, cellular component: nucleus. NCBI's taxonomy places the organism in Eukaryota, Metazoa, Chordata, Actinopteri, Scombriformes, Scombridae. The coding region runs from base 120 to 785 and encodes 221 amino acids. The record is from RefSeq and is a predicted model, not a curated record.
ACUGGAGAAAAAACAGAGCGUCAAAGAUUGCUGGGAAUAAACACGGAGGCCUAACAUGCGCCAGCUGGUUUGAUUCACCGAGGUUCACCUGAGAGUCAACCUACCUGUCGGAUACCGGUAUGUACCCCAACUCACAGUCGGCCAGACACCCGGCUCAGACACUGUCACUGAACGGUCAGUACAUCCAGCCUACUUAUGACUUCACGUAUCAUCACGUCGACCCGUCGACAAGCGCCUGGAACACCGCUUACGCUCCCCGGGAGGAGUAUCCGUUCAGCUUCCCGGGGUCAAGCCCCAGCAUCGGGCAGGUCAGCUUCACCUCCCCGGAGCUGAGCGGCACGCCCACCGCAGCUGGAGGGGGGUCGUUCACCCCCUACAACUUCAUCUCCGGUCAGGACCAACUCGGUUCCAGGACGAGACCACAUGAAUCCAUCAGACCGUCCGUUUCAGGAGGAAAGACUCGCACCAAGGACAAGUACAGAGUAGUGUACACUGACCAGCAGCGCCUGGAGCUGGAGAGUGAGUUUCAGUGCAACCGCUACAUCACAAUGAGGCGGAAGACUGAGCUGUCCAUGGCGCUGAGCCUCUCCGAGAGACAGGUGAAGAUCUGGUUUCAGAACAGACGUGCCAAAGAGAGGAAGAUAACCAGGAAGAAGCUGCAGCAUUCCCAGCAGGCCUCCACUACCACGCCCACCCCACCUGUACUUGGAGGACCCACUGACACCCAUAUGACAGCCAGCCCAGGCAGUAACAUUUUGUCUGAUACGAUAUCAGAGGAAUACUAGGUGGAUCUCAUUCUGUACAAAAGACUGAUGCAGCAUGGGAAGUGUACAUAGUGUGUUUUUUUUGUUUUUUUAAGUUCACCACAGAAUGAACGGAUAUGAUUCACAUCACUGUGAUGUUAUAAUGAUACAGCCCCCUCCUGCCUUUUACAAUAACAAGCACUACAUAUCUGUUGCACUGAUCGUCUAAAAUGGGCAUUUGCCAAUCAUGGGACUUUAAUGUGUCUGUACCAUUUUAAGGAAGAGUCAAACUUAUGUGCCUUCAUUAAACAAAAAGUUAAAGUUAAAGCCACAAAGUAAAAUCAGUUUUAGAAGUUCUUCUUUCUUUAAACUGAAAGGAGGUUAAAAUGUGCCUGCAUCUUGACGAUAGUGUGAUAUCACACACUGAUUAGUUCAAAUAUUCUCAUUUAUCUAUGCCACAUCAGCGAGAAAAAAGGAAGUGUGUUCUUCUGUUUUUUUCUCUUGUUCUAACUGCACGCCAAGGCCCUACUUGAGCCUAAAAAUU